Andrographis paniculata is the source of this 1404-nucleotide messenger RNA. Its product is annotated as senescence/dehydration-associated protein At4g35985, chloroplastic-like. Bases 133 to 1269 code for a protein of 378 amino acids. The transcript is spliced from 5 exons. NCBI's taxonomy places the organism in Eukaryota, Viridiplantae, Streptophyta, Magnoliopsida, Lamiales, Acanthaceae. Gene Ontology annotation, cellular component: plasma membrane. The record is from RefSeq and is a predicted model, not a curated record.
CACAGAAUCAAGAACCAGAGCCCCCCAAAUAUAUACAUACACAUACAUACAUAUAUAUAUAUAUCUCUAGAGAGAGAGAGAGAGAGAGAGUCUUUACAAAAUCAAAAUCAAAAUCAAAUCAAAUCGGUUAAGAUGGGGUGCUGCGGGCGGUCGAGAACACUUUCCCCGACCAAAUCAACCUCUCCGGCGGCGGCGGCGGCGGCGGCGGUGGCGGUGGCGGAGGAGGACAAGAGCAACGUGAAGCACGAGGUUCUGGCAACCAUCCGGGGAUGCAAGGUGCAUCUAAUGGACGAAGGCGAAGCUCUGGAGCUCGCCGCCGGCGACCUCGAGGUCCUCCGAAUAUCCGACGGCGGCGUGCCCCUGGCCACCGUGGUGAAGGUCGGCGACGAGCUGCAGUGGCCUCUGACCAAGGACGAGCCAGUGGUCAAGCUCGAUUCGCGUAACUACCUUUUCUCGCUGCCGGUGAAGGAGGAGAUGCCGCUGAGCUACGGCGUCAGUUUCUCCGGCACCGGCUCCGGCGAGCUUAAGGCGCUGGACUCGUUCCUGGAAGAGAACUCGGUGUUCACACGGCCGGCGCCGUCGUCGGAGAGGAGAAAAGGGGAGAUAGACUGGAAGACGUUUGCGCCGGCGGUGGAGGACUAUAACGGCGUUCUGGCGAAGGCUAUCGCCGGCGGAACGGGGCAGAUUGUGAGGGGAAUUUUUACCUGCACCAAUGCUUAUGCUAAUCAGGUACACAAAGGUGGGGAGGCAAUCUUGAUUCGAGCGGCCAACGAGAAAAAUACUCAAAGCGACAACAACAAUAGGCGGGAUAUAAAGCGAUCAACUUCUUCUAUUAACAAAACUCUCCGACGUGUGAGGAAGGUGUCGAAAAUGACGGAGAAGAUGAGCAAGGCAAUGGUGGAUGUGAUCGGGGUGGCGAGCGGUUCUGUGAUUGGGCCGGCGGUUCGAUCUCAAGCCGGGAAGAAGAUUUUGUCUAUGGUUCCGGGGGAAGUCCUCUUGGCCUCACUUGAUGGAAUCAACAAAAUACUUGAUGCAGCCGAAGCCGCCGAAAGGCAAGCCAUGGCCGCCACCUCCGGAGCACUAUCUAGGAUCGUCACCGACAGGUAUGGAGAGAGUGCUGGAGAGGCGACGGAGGACGCACUGGCGGCUGCCGGACAUGUCGCCGGAACUGCAUGGAAUGUUGUCAAGAUCAGGAGGGCCAUCAACCCUGCAACCUCAGCUUCCGGUGUGCUAAAAAAUGCUGCCAAGCCAGCUGCUACAAGAUCAUAAAUUUAAAUCUAUAAUUAAUAUUAAAUUCUUAUUUAUAUAGUAAUAAAUAUAUAUAUAUAUAUUUUUCCUACUCAAAUAGAAUAUAAGUUUGCUAUUAUUUCUAUUUAGGAGGUUUCAAAAUAUUUAUAACUUCGU